Necator americanus (New World hookworm) is the source of this 264-nucleotide messenger RNA. RefSeq lists its product as uncharacterized. The coding region runs from base 1 to 264 and encodes 87 amino acids. Lineage: Eukaryota; Metazoa; Nematoda; Chromadorea; Rhabditida; Ancylostomatidae. The transcript has a single exon. The record is from RefSeq and is a predicted model, not a curated record.
AUGAUAUCAUCAACUAUCGCCCAAUCUGGUUACUAUCUGUCAUCUACCAAGCUACUUACAAAAGUUGUCCUUAAUAGGAUUAAAAAAGUGUUGAAUGAAGGACAGCCAAGCGAGCAGGCGGAAUUUCGAAAUGGAUUCAGCACGAUUGACAACAUUCACACUGUUUCGAAACUCACUGACACAGGGUACAAGAUGCCGCUAUGUCUCCCCUUCAUCGGCAUGAGGAAGGCCUUCGUCUCAGCUGAGAAGGAAGCGGUCCUUUAA